This is a messenger RNA of Strongylocentrotus purpuratus (purple sea urchin), 1437 nucleotides long. RefSeq names its product spindle pole body component 110-like. Bases 1 to 1437 code for a protein of 478 amino acids. The transcript has 13 exons. NCBI's taxonomy places the organism in Eukaryota, Metazoa, Echinodermata, Echinoidea, Camarodonta, Strongylocentrotidae. The record is from RefSeq and is a predicted model, not a curated record.
AUGAGUAUCACACCGAAGCAUAUCAACCGACUUCUUCCUCUUAUGGCUGAGAAGCCGGUGAGGAAUAAGGGUAAUCUUGUUUACCCCCCUAUCAAGAAAACACUGAUGGCACGACCCGUGGACAAAUUUAAGACCAAGAAAGUCCAAAAUGAGGCAAAUGCAUUAGGCCUUGGUCCCGAGACCAACCCAGUCAGGACUGCUCGAUCCUUCAAGACCUUCGUUCGAACCUCAAAAGAACGCGUUACCCGUCUUGAGAAGACCAUCAAGGGUAACGAGACGCUCUUGAAGGCUUGCAAGGGGUUGACUGAAGUCUCCGGUCCCCUUGCUCCAGAUGGUUUAGCUGAUCUUAUCACAUCAACCUGGAGCAAGCAGAAACACGUCAUUUCCCAACUUAAGAACGACAUCCAGGAAUUGAAAGAGUCACCGAAGGACUCUCUGAUCGGCCACUCGGAUGAGUCAAUCAUGGGUCUUGCUCGAAUGAUGGAUGUUGAUACCACCCCCUCACAGACCUCGACCAUGGUCAGCAAGAUGAAGGUCACCUUCAUCAACCUCAAGGACAUGGUCAAGGUCAAAGAGGAGAAGAUUCAGAAUCUCCGUGAUCGUGAAAAGACGAAGACCAAACGCAUCGUCGAACUCCAGAACGAACUGGACAAUUUGCAGACCAAGAACCUCGAUCUAGCCCUCGACCUGCAGGAAGCUCAAGAUAAGCGGCAGACAGCUGACAACCGCGUCUUUGAUUUCGAGACCAAGAUUCGCGAUCUUGAGACAGACAUCGAAAAGAAGACGUGUGAAAAUGAGGAUUUACUGCAGCGCUACGAGGAAGCUGGGGAGGUGGUCUUGGGUCUUCAAACUGAUUUGGAUGAGACUAAACAGAACAACGAGUCUCUCAAUCUACAGAUCAAGGAUCUUCAAGCCAGAGAGUUCAAGAAAGAUGAUCACAUCUUGACACUGGAGAAGGACUUGGCAAACCUCAAUCAGAUGAUGAAUUUGGAUUCAAAGUCUGAGGAUGACUUCAUGAAAUCAAAACUAAACCAGAGUGCUCUGAAACUUCAGAAGAUAUCAUUCGACCAAGAACUUAAGAAUCUUCGCUCUGAUGGUCAUCAAAGGGACUACUAUGUCUUGAAGCUGGAACAAGACAUUGGAAACAUGCAGAAAGAGAAAGAUGAGUUGUACCAGGAGAUACAGAACUCAUUUUCUAAAGACCGCAAGACCAACCAUCGUGAGGACGAACUGAAACAAGAGAUUGAAGAACUGAAAGAAGAGAGGAUUGAGCAGGAUUUAAAGCUGAAGGACACCAUAUCCAAAGCAGAUGAAGAGAUCUUUGAAUCCAAGAAGAGGGUUUCUGAAGUACAGGUUCAAAAGAUCGAACUAGACUCUAAACUCAAGGUAACAUAUUAUAGUCCAUUUGUAGAGAGUCAGAAGGGCGUUAGGAGUUAA